This is a messenger RNA of Fusarium keratoplasticum, 1410 nucleotides long. RefSeq names its product Aa-trans domain-containing protein. Lineage: Eukaryota; Fungi; Ascomycota; Sordariomycetes; Hypocreales; Nectriaceae. Bases 1 to 1410 code for a protein of 469 amino acids. Gene Ontology annotation, molecular function: amino acid transmembrane transporter activity. Gene Ontology annotation, biological process: amino acid transmembrane transport. The record is from RefSeq and is a predicted model, not a curated record. The transcript has 5 exons. Gene Ontology annotation, cellular component: vacuolar membrane.
AUGGAACCAAAGUCAUCAAAGCUCAUGGAUCAGAACCGUCUCACGGCUGAACCAUCGAACGUUGAAGACGGUGACAACACAUGCCACCCAUACGAUGCCGUCUUUGGAGAAAUCACUGAAGAUGGACCAAACUACCGCAACGUCGGUUGGAUCGGAACCUCUGCACUCAUGAUCAAGGCCCAGAUAGGCCUAGGCGUCCUGUCGAUUCCCCAAGCUUUCGAUGUCCUGGGCAUCGUCCCGGGCGUGAUAACCCUGAGUGCGGUCGCUGGUAUAACUACUUGGUCCGACUACAUCGUUGGAGUUUUCAAACUUCGUCACCCAGAGAUCUACGGCAUCGAUGAUGUGGGCGCCAUGCUUUUUGGUCGUGUCGGCCGUGAGAUUUUGGCAGCUGGCUUUGUUCUUUACUAUACCUUUGUCGCAGGAUCCAUGAUGCUGGGCAUUUCCAUCGGCUUAAAUGCUGUCUCGAUGCACGGCACAUGUACGGCCGUCUUUGUCGCCGUCGCUGCCAUGGUUGGUGGUUCCUUUGCAAGCAUCAGAACUCUAGGAAGGAUGAGCUGGCUUGCAUUGGUCGGAGUGACGAGUCUAGUCAUUGCCAUUGUAAUGGUCACAAUCGCCGUCGGCGUCCAAGACCGCCCUGCAGCAGCACCCAAGGAAGGACCCUUUAAAUCCGACUUCAAAGUAGUGGGCAACCCUUCAUUCGCCGAUGCCGUGUCAGCCAUCUCGACUUUUGUUUUCGCCUAUGCCGGCACCCCUGCGUUCUUCUCCUUCGCUGCCGAGAUGAGGGAGCCCAAACACUAUGUCCGAGCUCUCACACUCUGUCAAAUUAUCGUUACUGUCGCAUAUGUCGGAAUCGGAUGCGUCGUUUAUUAUUUUUGCGGAUCAUAUGUGGCCUCUCCAGCUCUUGGAUCGGCUGGAUCGCUAAUUAAGAAGAUAUCAUACGGCAUCGCCAUCCCUGGAAUCGUUGCAACGGCGAUGCUCACCAUUCAUCUUCCUGGCAAGUACCUUUUCGUCCGGUUUCUACGAGGCACGAAGCACCUGACGGCCAAUACCUUUGUGCACUGGGGAACUUGGCUCGGUUGUGUCUUUGGCGUAACAAUCACUGCCUACAUCAUCGCGAGUGCUAUCCCAGUGUUUGGAGGACUUGUGUCCUUCAUCGGGGCGCUGCUAGGCACGUUGAUGUCCUUCCAGCCGAUGGGCUGUAUGUGGCUCUAUGAUAACUGGAGCCCGGAUAAACGCAAGCGAAACCUUAGAUGGUUCUUGAUGGUUAUCUGGAGUGGAUUUGUUGUUGUAUCAGGAACGUUCCUCAUGGUGGCCGGCACCUAUGGCUCUGUUGUUACUAUCAUUGACUCUUAUAAGAAGGACGGAGGUUCCAAGGCAUGGGCUUGCGCGGAUAACUCCAACUCAGUCUAG